Molecule: messenger RNA, 1197 nt
Organism: Aplosporella prunicola CBS 121167
Lineage: Eukaryota; Fungi; Ascomycota; Dothideomycetes; Botryosphaeriales; Aplosporellaceae
Exons: 2
Source: RefSeq, a predicted model, not a curated record
CGCUAUCGCACCCUGCAAACCUUCUCCACCCAGGCACCCGAUGUCCUGCGGAACACGACGACCUUCAAGAGCCACGAGGUCCGCUACCCGGAGCUGCUCACCAACUGCGAGGAUGUCGUCAUGAUUGAGGAAGAGGGCGUUGCCCUCCUGAGCUGCGACGUUGGCCGCGAUGGCUGGAACACCGUCAUGGGCACCUUCAUUAACCCCAACAUCUCCGGCGCCAUCUUCCAAUGGUACUACUCGGACCCCGACGCCGAUCCCAAGCCCAUUGCGCUUGAAGGCAUCGACACGUCUAUCGACUUCCACCCGCUCGGCAUAAACUACGACGCGGCGACGUCGACGCUGGCAAUCGUGAACCACGCCUCCACGGGCCCUACGAUCGAGCUCUUCUCCUUCACGCCGUGGGCGGGCUUCGGCCGCGCCGCCGCCUUCCACGUCCGCACCAUCAAGCACCCGCUCCUGCACGCGCCGAACCAGGUGCUCCCGCUCUCAGCCACCGACUUCAUCGUCACCAACGACCACUUCUUCACCGCGAGCAAGGCGCCGCUCCUCAACAAGGCCGAGAACUACCUCGCGCUGCCGGGCGGCACCGUCGUGCACGUCGACCUGAGCGCGUCGCCCGACCCGCGCAACGAGUCGGGCCUGGCCACCGCGGCCGACGUCAAGGUAUCGACGCUGGCGUCCGUCCCGUUCGCCAACGGCGUCGUCCGCCUCGGCGACUCGACCCUCGCUGUCGCUAGCACCACGCGCCGCAGCGUCCAGCUCUUCAACAUGACGUACACGACCGAGGGUGAGGGCGCCGAGGCCAAGACCUCCGUCGACCUGAAGCUCGUCCGCGAGCUCGAGACCCCCUUCCUCGUUGACAACCUGUCCGUCGACAGCGCCGGCACGCUCCUUGCCGCUGGCCAUGCCCACGCCCCCGCCCUCGCCGCUGUGGAGGCGGCGCGUGAAAGCUGCCUCCAUGUCCAGACGUACAAGGGUGCGUGGGGCGAGCGCGAGUGGAAGGACGCCGAGGCGUGCACGGCGGGCAAGGUCAGCCCUAGCUGGGUUGCUGAGUGGAAGGACGGCGAGUGGCGCGAUUUGCUUGUCGGCGCGAGUGUUUUUGGCUGUAGUACGACUGCUGUAAGGGACCUGAAGGAAAAGAAGAUUAUUGUGGGUGGAUUGUAUGAAAGGGGUAUUCUGUUUGCGGAGGAGUAG